Molecule: messenger RNA, 978 nt
Organism: Eurytemora carolleeae
Lineage: Eukaryota; Metazoa; Arthropoda; Copepoda; Calanoida; Temoridae
Product: FMRFamide receptor
Exons: 12
Coding region: 19-978 (319 amino acids)
Biological process (GO): G protein-coupled receptor signaling pathway
Cellular component (GO): membrane
Molecular function (GO): G protein-coupled receptor activity
Source: RefSeq, a predicted model, not a curated record
AUUCAAUUUCAGAAAAAGAUGGAGGAUAAAGAACAUUUACGGUUGUUUGGAUUCAUCAUGGAGGGAAUUCUUUUGGUGUGUAUCGGUGGCCUGGGUCUUAUUGGUAACUGUCUCUGUAUUAUUACAUUCUCAAGAAUGGCAGUUCAGAAGAAUUUUCACAGAUUGAUGCUCACCCUCGCAAUCUACGAUAUUCUUUAUAUUGUCACAAGCAUCCUACUCUUUGGAAUACCAAGUCUCUACCCAGCUGUCUACAACCAAUCAACCUUCAAGCAUCUGGUUCCUAUUCUACUUCCUCUAAUUCAUGUGGGUCUUACAGGAUCUAUAUAUCUGACGGUAGCAAUUGCAUUGGAGAGAUACACAACAGUGUGCCAUCCCUUCUUUAAGAUCUCUCAUGCCUGGUCUGCCUGCACCUACAUCGUUCCAAUCGUCCUCUUCUCCAUCCUCUACAAUACUCCCAAGUUUCUGGAGCUAGAGAUUCAGGACAAGAUAGUAAAUCUCACUCAGGAGGUUGAUGUCUCUGGAAACAGCACAGAGCUUGUAAUACUCAAAAAUAUUACAAUACAGAAGGAGAUUGAGAAAGUUGGACCUACAGACCUACGUAUCAAUCCAACAUACAUAAAGGUUUAUAUUAUCUACCUCAACCUGAUUAUCCACGGGAUUAUCCCUCUUGUUCUCCUCAUUAUCCUCAACGUUCUUAUCUAUCGUCAGCUGAGGGUGUUCCAAUCCUGUAUCGACUCCAGCAAUGGAACAGGCAUACAACAGAGAGAAAUCAGACUAUCUCAGGUGAGCUUACUGAUAGUAGCUAUAUUUAUUCUUUGCCACAGUCUACGCUGGAUACCUAAUAUCUGGGAGCUAAAGCAGUCGGGAGAAGAAAAGGGUGAGCUGAAGUGGCCAAACUGGAUAGAAUACAUCACACAUCUUUCCCACCUGUUUACAGUACUCAACAGCUCAGGAACAAACUGUCAGACAUUAAAAUAA